Molecule: messenger RNA, 587 nt
Organism: Lactuca sativa (garden lettuce)
Lineage: Eukaryota; Viridiplantae; Streptophyta; Magnoliopsida; Asterales; Asteraceae
Source: RefSeq, a predicted model, not a curated record
AGCCUUCAUCUAUCUCAGGCUUUUAUUGAUAUCGUCGUUGAGAUGCCGUCCGCCAAACCCUUCUCGGCCGCCGCAGGCAUGCUCCGAUCACGCCUUACCUCCACCAUCCGCCAACGAGGCGGCGACGGUCCUAGCCGUUGGAUCACCCCCGGACACCAGGAGCGCCCUAACGGAUACUUUCUGAAUCGGACUCCUCUCCCACCGGGCCAGUCGAGGAAGUGGGAAGACUGGGAGCUACCUUGUUACGUCACUAGCUUCCUAACAAUUGUCAUCCUCGGCGUCGGACUCAACGCCAAGCCCGAUCUAACCCUAGAGACGUGGGCCCACCAGAAAGCCGUCGAACGCCUUGAGGCUCAGCGGCAGAUCCUCGCGGCGGCUGAUGAUUCCGAUUGAUUGUCCAGUCUUGUGUCUUCGGAUCGAUGGUACUUAUGCCUAUGUUUUGACUUGGUGUUAUUCCAAAUCACUGGACUGAACUAAAGGAGCAAAAUCUUGGAACUUGGAUUUGUUCAUAUGUGGGUUUGUCAGUUUUUCUGAUAAUAAUGUUAAAUAUUCGAAUUGCUAUGAAAUUUAGGUCUUAAUUUGGGGGA